This is a messenger RNA of Helianthus annuus (common sunflower), 4466 nucleotides long. Its product is annotated as putative disease resistance RPP13-like protein 1. Gene Ontology annotation, molecular function: ADP binding. The record is from RefSeq and is a predicted model, not a curated record. Lineage: Eukaryota; Viridiplantae; Streptophyta; Magnoliopsida; Asterales; Asteraceae. The transcript has 4 exons. Gene Ontology annotation, biological process: defense response to other organism. Bases 22 to 3837 code for a protein of 1271 amino acids.
AUUCCCCUUUCACUGUUAACAAUGGCUGAUUCCCCUGUUUCUUCCCACCUCAAAAUUAUUUUUGAGAUGCUAGCUGAUGAAGCCUUGAAGAAAUAUGCUCACUCUAAGGGAAUUGACUCCCAGCUCAAGAAAUUGAGGGUCAUGUUGGUCCAGAUCGUGAAUUUGCUGAAUGAUGCUUCUCGCCAGGAAAUAACUAGUCAAUCUGUUAAAGAAUGGAUGAAUGAUCUCCAACAUCUGGCUUAUGAUAUCGAUGACGUACUUGACGACGUGGCUACCGACGCUAUUCAUCCUGAGCUGACUCAGGAAUCAUCGGGAGCAAGCACAAGCAAGUUAAGAAAGCUCAUCCCAUCAUGCUGCACAAACCUCUCACCAAGUCAUAGGUUGUAUCCGGAGUUGGAUAGUAUUACUUCCCAAUUACACCAUCUAUAUAAAGCCAAAAAUGAACUUGGUUUGUUGGCGGUGUCUGAUGAAAGGAGAAUAGUUACUAAUAAUAGAAGAGUACUUCAAACAUCUUUGGUACAUGUGUCCGGUAUUGUUGGACGACAAGCUGAGAAAGAGAGAUUGGUUUACGAGUUAUUGAGGGAUAAUCAGUCAUCUAAGGAGAACUUUAGCAUCGUACCCAUAGUUGGUAUGGGUGGAAUUGGAAAGACCACUCUAGCUCAACUUUUGUAUAAUGAUACACGGGUGAAGAGUCACUUUGAACUCAUGGCAUGGUAUUGUGUUUCUGAUGAAUUUGAUGUAUUCAUAAUAACCAAAACCAUUUUUCAAUCAGUGACUGGACAAAACACGGAUUUUAAAGAUUUAAAUCUGCUUCAAAUGGCUCUUUUAGAGCAUUUGAAGGGCAAACGAUUCCUACUAGUACUUGACGACGUGUGGAGUGAGAGCUAUGAAGAUUGGGAAACCCUAGUGCGACCAUUUCAUUCGGGGGCUCAUGGGAGUAAAAUAAUCAUGACAACCCGUAAGGAGCAAUUGCUCAAAAAGCUAGGUUUUGAUCAUCUAGUCCAGCUCAAGAGUUUGUCAAAUGAAGAUGCUUUGUCUUUGUUUGCUCAACAAGCAUUGGGUGUAGAUAACUUUGACUCACAUCCAACACUUCGGGCAAUGGGUGAAAGCAUUGUUGAAAAGUGUGGUGGUUUGCCUUUGGCUUUAAAAACAAUCGGAAGAUUACUAAGAACAAAAACAGAUGCAGAAGAGUGGUUUGACGUGUUGGAAAGUGAGCUAUGGCAAUUCGAUGGUGGGAUUCUUCCAGCGCUUAGGAUAAGCUACAAUGAUCUUUCUUCAGAUCUGAAGCGGUUGUUUGCGUACUGCUCCUUGUUCCCUAAGGACAUGUUGUUUGACGUGGAGGAGUUAGUCUUAUUGUGGAUGGCCGAAGGGUUUUUGACCCAAUCAAAUCCAACCAUGGCACCAGAACGCUUGGGCCAUGAAUGUUUCGAAGAGUUGUUAUCAAGGUCCUUUUUUCAACAUGCGCCUAAUGAGGAAUCACUGUUUGUGAUGCAUGAUCUCAUGAACGACUUAGCCACAUAUGUUGCUGGAGGUUAUUUUUUAAGAUUUGAGAAGCAUAUGCAGACAAGGAAGGAAGCUUUGGCAAAGUACCGCCAUAUGUCAUUUAUUCAUGAGGAAUAUGUAGCUUAUCAGGAGUUUGAGAAACUAAAAACACCUAGAAGUUUGAGAACCUUGUUAGCGGUAUCUUUUUCGAUGAAUCAAAGUUGGGGCGCCUUUUACUUAUCUAGUAAGAUUUUGGUUGACUUACUUCCAGCGUUACCAAUGUUAAGGGUUCUUUCAUUGAGUCGUUUUGAGAUUGGCGAGGUACCUGAUGUCAUUGGUAGUUUGAAGCACUUGAGGUAUCUUAAUUUAUCUCAAACUAAAAUCAAAGAGUUACCAGAGAAUGUCGGCAGUCUAUAUAAUUUAGAAACAUUAAUUGUUUUCGGCUGCCAGAGUUUGCAUAAGCUGCCUAAAAGCUUCUUGAAGCUAGAAAAGUUGCGGCAUUUUGACACCAGGGAUACUCCACUCCUAGAGAAGCUUCCCAUGGGGAUUGGCGAGUUGAAAAGCUUACAGAUUCUCACCAAGAUCAUCAUUGAAGAAGAUAAUGGCUUUGCAAUAACCGAGCUUAAGAGUUUAAAGAAUAUCCAUGGGGAAAUUUCCAUUCAGGGGUUGCACAAUGUGCAAAGCCCAAUGCAAGCACAUGAGGCGAACUUAUCUCAAAAAAGGCUUACUAAGUUAGAGCUGAAAUGGGAUAAUGGUUCUCAAAGGGGAACACUUGAAAACGAGGUUCUGAACGAGCUGAAGCCUCAUAGUGAUAGCUUGAAAGAGCUUGCAAUUGUAUCAUAUGGGGGAACAGAGUUUUCAAACUGGGUCGGUGAUCCAUCUUUCUAUAGGUUGGUCCAUGUGACGAUACGUGACUGUCUAAAAUGUAUAUCUCUACCGCCACUUGGGCAACUACCAUCACUUAAGGAGUUGUUAAUUCAAGGUAUGGAUGGGGUUAAAGGCAUAGGUUCGGAGCUAACUGGGAGUGGGACUACCUCUGUUGUCUUCCCUUCACUUGAAAUUUUAAGGUUUGAAGAUAUGUUAGGGUGGGAGACAUGGUCAUAUGCUUCAGAUAUAGUGUUUCCGUGCCUAAGAGAGCUUUAUAUAAAAGAUUGUCCUAAGUUGAUUGAUGUUUCAGUUGAAACCCUCCCUUCACUAAGGGUUUUACAAAUACAUAGAUGUGGUGAUCGUGUGUUGAGACGUUUGGUUCAGGCAGCUUCAUCUAUCACCAAGUUGGAAAUACUAUCUAUUUUAGGGCUUACAUAUGAGGUGUGGAGAGGUGUUCUAGACCAUCUUGGGGCAGUUGAGGAAGUAAGAAUUUAUAGGUGUAAUGAAAUAAGAUAUUUAUGGGAAUCAAAAGCAGAUGCAAGUAAGGUCCUUGUGAACUUACAGAAAUUGUAUGUAUAUAAUUGCUCAGCUUUGGUCAGUUUGGGAGAGAAAGAGGAGGAGGAGGAAGACAGUUUUGGUAGCCAUUUCCUAUCAUCUCUUAGGAUUUUGGAUGUAUUGCAUUGUAACAACAUGAAGCUUUGUUGUUGUCCAAAUAGCAUUGAGAGUUUGUGUAUCGGUUCUUGUAGUUCAGUCACACGUCUCUCUUUCCCAACAGCAUCGACAAUUGGGGGAGGGCAUGAGCUCAGGUCUCUUGAUAUAUCUCUCUGCAACAAACAAAUGGAAAUGAUUAUCAACACAAGCAUGCCAAUGCUAGAAUACGUAUGUAUUUAUCAUUGGGAAAAUCUGAAAUCAAUUAUUCAAUUGAGUAAUUCCGUUCACCUCACCCACCUUGAGCUAUACGGUUGUCCAAGUUUGGAGUCAUUUCCUGACCUUGAGCUAUCGAAGCUUACUUCAUUAAAAAUUCUACUAAUAGAAAAAUGCCCAAGUAUGGAUUAUGCCUUUCCUCAAGGGCUUUGGCCUCCUAAUUUGGUUAGCCUUGGAAUAGGGGGGUUGAAAAAACCCAUAUCAGAGUGGAGCUCUCAGAAUUUUCCAACUUCUCUUGUUGAGCUAACGUUAUUCGGUGAAGAUGUGCGUAAUUUUAGUAAACUAUCAGAUCUUCUUCCUUCAUCUCUUACUCGACUUUGCAUAGAAGAAUUUGGUAAACUGGAAUCACUUUCAGUGGGAUUACAACACCUCACAUCCCUUCAACAUCUCGAGAUUGAGAACUGCCCAAAGAUAAUUCAUCUACCAGAAACAGUGUUGCCUUCCCUUUUGAGUCUAAGAAUCUGUGAAUGCCCAAAAUUGAAAGAAAGGUGUGAAGGAAGGGGCUCCCACUACUGGCCACUCAUCUCUCAUAUCCCCUGCAUUGAAACAGAACACAGCGAUUGAUUGAUUGCAAAAAUUAUGAGAUACAACUUCUGAAGAAUGAGAGUUCGUGAUUUUUAGUAAUCUACGAGUUACAUACACUUACUCUUCAUACUAAUGCAUACAAGUCCACAGAUGCAGAUUCACACAAAAAGUUCCAUUCUAAGCCAUGCCCUUUGAGAUACGUGAAUUCCUUGGGUCAUACAUGAAUCCUGUAGGUGGUACCUGAGGAAUUGCUGGUGUUUCUGUUUCAGCCAGUAGAAGUGCUGCCAUAACAUCUGGAACUUGUUCAAUCACGUACGAGAUACUUCCAUGGUUGAGAAUCAUCUGAUAAAAAUAUGCACCCGAAGGAGUUCAAGAAGCGUUUGAUAUGGAGUGUGAUUUUGAAAGAAAGUCAAAAUAAACGGACUAGUCCAUGGCGUUACAGUGUAGACGAAAUUGACCAGCUGGUGGUUGAAGAAGUUCGUACAUGGCUUCGACCUCAUAAGCAAUCGGAAAAAAUGAAACGAGCUUCUAAUGUAGCUCUUUAUUUCUCCCCCAACAUGAACAAACAGACUGAUUGUAAAAAUCCCUGGCAGCAUGAAAGUAAUUUGGCAUUUUUACAACUAUGUAUUUUUUUGUAUAAAUAUUUGAUAAUGCAAGAUUUUCAUGAA